Molecule: messenger RNA, 480 nt
Organism: Boleophthalmus pectinirostris (great blue-spotted mudskipper)
Lineage: Eukaryota; Metazoa; Chordata; Actinopteri; Gobiiformes; Gobiidae
Product: ninjurin-2-like
Exons: 4
Coding region: 1-480 (159 amino acids)
Biological process (GO): tissue regeneration; cell adhesion
Cellular component (GO): membrane
Source: RefSeq, a predicted model, not a curated record
AUGCAGAGUCUGAAGAUGGAGCGUGGAGACGUGGUGAGGGAGCUGGAUCUAACGUCGCUGAGGUCCACCAUGCCAGCCGGAGGCCCCCUGCAGGGCGCUCCUCCGUUCACUCUGAACAUGAACCAGUACGCCACAAAGAAGAGCGCUGCAGAGGGCAUGCUGGACAUCGCUCUGUUUCUGGCCAACAUCACCCACAUGAAAACUGUGAUCGAGCAGGGAGCUGGAUACAGGUACUACGCUGCAGUCCUGACCCUGAUCACCUUCUCCCUGAUUCUGCAGAUAGUGGCUGGAGUCCUCAUCGUUAUCAUUGCUCGCUGUGAACUGCGCCUCCUCCCCUCGUACCAGCGUCUGUUAAACUUCUUAAAUAACGUCAUCACCUUUAUCAUCUUUAUCACGAUGGUCGUCAACAUCGUGAAGUCGGCCUUCGGCACACAGCGCAGCUUCCUCCUGGGCUGGCUCUUCCACAGAUUUGUCCUCUGA